Messenger RNA from Fomitiporia mediterranea MF3/22, 3257 nucleotides. RefSeq lists its product as uncharacterized. The coding region runs from base 444 to 2918 and encodes 824 amino acids. The transcript is spliced from 10 exons. Gene Ontology annotation, biological process: DNA replication; chromosome segregation; DNA topological change. Gene Ontology annotation, molecular function: DNA binding; DNA topoisomerase type I (single strand cut, ATP-independent) activity. NCBI's taxonomy places the organism in Eukaryota, Fungi, Basidiomycota, Agaricomycetes, Hymenochaetales, Hymenochaetaceae. The record is from RefSeq and is a predicted model, not a curated record. Gene Ontology annotation, cellular component: chromosome; nucleolus.
CCACUGCCCUCGAGUUGCGCUGUCUGUGUCGCACGAGCACCUCUCAGCUCCUCUGAAAUGUCCCACGAUGUGUCCAUGCUCUCCGACGAUGAAUCUCUCGGCCAGAAGAGCGCGACUCGCCCACAGACAAACGGGCACGUCGCUUAUCCCAAUGGAAAUGGUGCCGCCAAUGGAGACAGCCCGAUGAGCGAGGAUGACAGUGAUGACGACGUACCGCUUCUAGUACGUGUCCUGCAUACAUCGUGCGUCCCGUGCUUAGCUCACGCGGGACACUUUCUCCUGUCCGUAAUUGUCUUCCUCUGCUCCAGUCGCAAUCCUCACGCGUCAAAGCAGAGUCUGAGACUCCCAAGCGGCCCUUGAAGCGCAAGGUCGCUCAUUACUCGUCUUCCAGUGAUGAUGACGCGCCUCUUGCUUCCUCACAGGUUCGUUCUGCUGCUGUACCUAUGCCCGGGGCUGUGGCCGCCACGACAGUUCCUACGUCGGUUGUAGGGGACAAAGCGAAGGUCAAGCGUGCGGCGAAGAGCCGUAGUGCUGCGCCUCCGUCAGAUAGCUCGAGUGACGAUGAUGACGACGUGCCUUUGGGCGUGAAAAUCUCUCCUAAUGGGAAGGCUAACGGUAAAGCAAAGGCACCGCCCAGGAAAAAGGUGAAAAAAGAGGAGGACGAAGACGUCGACUUCUCCCCUGCCUCAGAUACAGAAGCUCCCAAAAAGGGUAAAACUAAAGCCAAGGCAACCCCGAAGGCUAACGGUACAGCAAACGGCAAAGCAAAUGGCAAGGGCAGAAGGAAGGCGAAGGCGAAGUCUGAAGACAUGUCCGAGGACGAUAAGCCUCUCACCACCAAAAAGCGUGCAAAAACUGAACCCACCUCAGAUGAAGACAUAAAGCCGAAAGCUAAGAAGCGGGCAUUAAAGGUAAAGAAGGAAGAUGAUGAAGCGGAAGCCUCUUCGUCACAAACAACGAAGAGGAAGGGCAAGGUAGACGACGAUGAGGAGGGUGAGGAGGUCUUCCGAUGGUGGGAGAACGAGGAUCCUAACGGCGAUGGCUCGAUCAAGUGGAAUACGCUGGAGCACAAUGGUGUGUACUUCCCUCCGCCCUACGAACCAUUGCCGUCGGACGUGAAGAUGAAAUACGACGGCAAACCCGUCAACCUCCCACCUGAUUCGGAAGAAGUUGCUGGUUUUUACGGACAGAUGCUGGAGACGGAUCACGCACAAGAUGCUGUCUUUAACAAGAACUUCUUCAAAGACUUCCUCAAGGUCCUCGAAGAGCAUCCUCCGCGUGAUGGUACGAUGAUCAAGGAGUUCGAUCGAUGCGACUUCCGUCCAAUGUUUGAUUAUUAUGAGGCGCAGAAGGCGAAGAAAAAGGCCAUGACCACCGCAGAGAAGAAAGCCGCCAAGGCGGAGAAGGACAAGGUCGAGGCACCUUUCACUACUUGCGUGCUCGAUGGUCGCAAAGAAAAGGUUGGCAAUUUCAGGAUCGAACCUCCAGGUCUUUUCCGUGGUCGUGGCGAACAUCCUCGUAAGGGUUCCUUGAAGCUUCGAGUACGACCCGAAGAUGUAACCAUCAACAUCGGCGAGAGUGCUACCAUUCCGAAACCGAACAUGCCAGGGAAGUGGAAGGCCGUUAUUCACGACCAGACUGUAACAUGGCUUGCGAAUUGGACGGAGAACGUCAAUGGGAACCACAAAUACGUCUUCCUUGCUGCUGGCUCAUCACUUAAAGGACAAAGCGAUAUGAUGAAGUUUGAAAAGGCUCGUGAGCUGAAGGAACAUGUUGACCGUAUACGAAAGGACUACAACGUUGAGCUGAGGAGUAAACUCAUGGCCGAUCGACAACGAGCAACGGCAAUGUAUUUCAUUGAUCGCUUGGCACUGCGAGCGGGAAACGAGAAGGGUGAAGACGAGGCCGACACUGUCGGUUGUUGUUCGCUGCGAUGCGAGCAUGUCACUCUCGAGCCUCCGAACUUCCUGAUCUUUGACUUCCUUGGCAAGGACUCCAUUCGCUUCUACAAACGCGUCGAGGUUGAACCUCAAAUCUUCAAGAACAUUCGCAUAUUCAAGGAGAACAAAGAGGACUCAGAUGCGCUCUUCGAUCGUGUUACCACCACUCUCUUAAACAAACAUCUUCAAUCAUACAUGAAGGGUCUUACUGCGAAGGUCUUCCGUACUUACAAUGCUUCGAUAACCCUCCAACAGCAACUCGAAGUAUAUACUCCUAGUGACGGUUCCGUACAGGAGAAGCUAAAUGCGUUCAACAAAGCGAAUCGUAUGGUUGCUAUUCUCUGUAACCAUCAAAGAUCCGUACCGAAGACCCAUUCUGCUUCAAUGGAGAAGAUGACCGACAAGCUUCGCGCUAUCAAGUACGAGCGAAUGAAGAUGCGUCAUAUACUCUUUGAUAUGGAUCCCAAGUUCAAGAAGAAAAAGGAUUAUAAGGACGACGAGUCAGACAUUGAUGACGAAUGGAUCACUCAACACGAGGAGUCGCUGAAGGAGAAGGAGGUCGAGAAAGCGAAGAAGAAAUUCGCGAAGGACAAUGAGAAGGCCGAGGCAGAGGGCGAGAAGCCGAAACCUGAAUCCGAGCUCCAAGAACGCAUCAAAGACAUCGAAGAUGAGUUCAAGCGACUCGAGAAGGAGCGUGGUACAGGCAAAGCGAGUUUGAAGCGGGCUCGACCAGUUGAGAAGAUCGAGGAGGCUAUCGAGAAGUUGACCGAGCGCAUCAAAACUCAUAAACUUCAGAUGGUAGAUCGGGAAGAAGGUAAAGAGGUUGCACUCGGCACGAGUAAAAUCAACUAUCUCGACCCUCGAAUUACUCAAGCCUGGUGUAAAGAAUACUCGGUCCCGAUUGAGAAGAUCUUCUCGAAAACUCUACUGGCUAAAUUCCCAUGGGCGAUGGAAGUAGACAAGGACUGGAGGUUCUAAGUAUACAACUCCUGAAACGAUGUACACGUCGUUUCUCUUAAUCGUCCCGAACGCAUCUUCCCCGGUAUACGUAGACUCACUGCCUGGCGGUUGGACUUCAUUUUCCUUGCCAGCGCAGAUAUACAUCUUUUCACAGAUCGGAUACAAGGAUUCAUACACUCAUAGUUGCAUAUAGGACCAUAGAGCUCCCUUGUAUUUAUUCCGAGGGGAUGUUCAUCGUUCAUCAUUAUAGCAUAUUGCAAUUCAAACUUUUUUCUUUUCUCAUCGGGCAUUUAUUUUCAAUUGUGGCUCUGUUCUACUCUGUUCUCAUCGCAUUACCAAACUAAACUUGCAUUACGG